Messenger RNA from Paramecium octaurelia, 1170 nucleotides. Lineage: Eukaryota; Ciliophora; Oligohymenophorea; Peniculida; Parameciidae. The record is from the annotation of a GenBank genome assembly.
AUGUCUUAAAUUCAUAACGAUUUAUGUAUUAAAGGGAUCGACGAGUUGAGAUAAGCAUUUAAAGCAGUUCAACCUUAAACUAGAUAAUCAAGUCAACAUAAGUACAACUAAGGAGAAAUUGAAGUGGAAAGAGUCAUUGAAACUUCAUAGCCAGUUCAUCAUAGUCAUUGUCAUCCAAUAUGUAUUUAGUAGCCUUAACAAUUUCCAAUAACAUAUUAACCAUAUGUAAUCGUCUAAGAAUAACCAAUUGCUGAAAGGAAAUCAAAGAAGAAGAAGAAAAAAUCAAUCAGUGCAGUUUAGGAAUAAUUUCAAGUAGAAGAAAUCGUUAGGAAGAAUCAUAAGAGAGUUGAGUAACCUCAUGUUAAUUUUGAGAAAGAGUUGAAUCAUCUGGAAUCAUUAAUUAGGUUGGUGAAGGUUUAAGGACAACCUUCGCAAGUCUUAGAAUAUAAUAUAAGUAUUCCUGAAACAGAAAAACCUAAGGACAAUUCAGAAAUGAUUACUCUGAUCUAAGCUCUUAAACCUCAACCAAUUUAACUACCUAAAGAUGAAUAUGUAAAAAUGGAAAAUGCUCGUUUACAUGAGGAGGCUAAAUAAACGAAAAUAUAAUUUCAUGAACUUUAAGUUAAAUAUGAUGAACUACUUAAAAGAAAGAGGAAGGAGAAGGUAGUUAAAGAAAUUGAAUACAAAGAAAUUCCUUAAAUCGUUGAAGUACCAAGAGAUGUGAUUAAAGAAGUUAUCAAACCAAUUGAAGUAGUUAAGGAAGUGAUAAAAGAAAUCUAAAAACCUGCUGAAAUCAAUUUUAAGGAAAUUCCCAUAUACAUUCCGCAAUACAAGGAAGUGAGUGUAAAUAAAGAGGUUCCAGUCUACAAGGAAAUUCCAGUAGAGAAGUCCAUAAAUGUUUACAAGGAUAUUCCAGUGUAUAAGGACGUUCCUGUAUAUCAUGAUGUUCCUGUCUUUCGAGACGUGCCUAUUUACUAAAAGGUUCCAAUUUACAAGGAAGUGCCAUUGUAUGCAGAGCCUGUUGAUGUUUAUAGAGAGAUUCCUGUGUAAAAGGAGGUAUAAAGAAUUCCUGAGAGGUUUGUUGAAGUACCACAUUUAGAUGAGACAAGAAAGAGAAUAAUAUCACCUAGAGGAUAUGAUAGAUCUUAUAUUCGAUCUCCAUAUGAGUGA